AUGUUUAAAGUAAUCCUAGCUAUUACUUUUUGUUAUCUCGCUGCUGCAUAUUCUGUAGCAGCACAAUGGGGAACAGUCAACAAACCAUUCUCUGUCAACUCAUUGUGGAAUAGUCGUCCAGUCAACCCAAUUCUUUCAGGUGUAACAGUUCCAGCAUCAACUUAUUUCCCAACUGUUCAAGGAGGUGCUUACUCAACUGGUGUUUAUGUUGCUUCAGCAACCGAUCAACCAAUGACCGUUUACGGACCUUCAGCAACUGUUGGUAUUAAGAAUGUUGAUAUUGGAGGUUAUGUUACUAGUAUGGUAAUUCCACGUUGGCCAGCUAAUGCUGUUCCAGCCACUGGAUCUGAUGGACAUUGUGAAAUUUAUGAUCCAAUUGCAAAGGUUAUUCACUCAUUCUGGCAACUCAAGAAUGUCACAGGUGUUUGGAGAGCUACUCUUUAUGGAUGGGCUGCUUUGGAUGGAACUGGUUGGGGAGAUCCAGCUCAUUACUAUCAAGGUGCUCGUGCCGUUGGUAUUGUCAGUUCUGCUGGUAUUAUAAGAAAGCACGAAGUUGAUGAUGGUGAUGUCAUGUACAGACACGCAUUGGCUUUAUCUUUAACUUACAAUGCUCUUGCUAAUGGUAGUAACACUUAUGUUUUCCCAGCAACUUCUGCAGAUGGUGAUGCUUCUACAACCAAUUAUGGAGCUAUUCCAGAAGGUAGUUUGUUAAUGCUUCCAUCCUCAUUCAAUGCUUCCAAGUUGACUACUCAAAAGCUUAGAAAAGUUGCAGAAACUUUGAAAACUUAUGGAGCUAGAGUAGUUGAUAGAAAUGUUGGAACUCCUUAUGCAAUCUAUGUUGAAAUUGGAGCUAAUUACUCUUUGCAUCCUCCUGGUGGUUGGAGCAACACCGCAGCCAGUGAAUUGCAAACUAUUAGAGAAGCUUUGCGUCCUCUUGUUAGUGCCUCCAGUUGGUUGAAUGGUAAUGGUCAACCAGUUACUUUUUCACAAAAUCAAAACUUGUUGUCAAUGAGAGGACCAUGGACCUUGCAAUCUGGUGAUGCUUUGGGAGUUUUUGAUACUUAUCAACAAGCUGUAGUUUUCCCUUCCAAGAGUGCUCGUGUUACUCAAACCAAUAGUAAUGGAACUGGUUUUGCCAAGUUGAAUUGGGCCAAGCCAAUUGCUGGUCAAUCAUACAAUCUCACUGCUAUUACAACUGGGGGAGGUCAAUUGCGUCUUUCAUUCAAUUUGGAUUGUUCAGAUUCUACAAAGGUAAUCAAUAGUGGAGCUCUUAAUAAUGGACAAAGUUUCGUAUUCACUUGGCCAGCUAGUAAUUGUUGGCACACAUUGUAUGCUAUCAGUGGACUCAAUCAAGCUUCCUCUGUCUCUGCUUCUCUUAUUAAGGUUUAA
Naegleria gruberi is the source of this 1389-nucleotide messenger RNA. RefSeq lists its product as uncharacterized. The coding region runs from base 1 to 1389 and encodes 462 amino acids. The transcript has 2 exons. NCBI's taxonomy places the organism in Eukaryota, Heterolobosea, Eutetramitea, Acrasida, Naegleriidae. The record is from RefSeq and is a predicted model, not a curated record.